Messenger RNA from Abrus precatorius (Indian licorice), 1488 nucleotides. RefSeq names its product 7-methylguanosine phosphate-specific 5'-nucleotidase A. The coding region runs from base 114 to 1184 and encodes 356 amino acids. Gene Ontology annotation, molecular function: magnesium ion binding; 5'-nucleotidase activity. Gene Ontology annotation, cellular component: cytoplasm. The transcript has 10 exons. Lineage: Eukaryota; Viridiplantae; Streptophyta; Magnoliopsida; Fabales; Fabaceae. The record is from RefSeq and is a predicted model, not a curated record.
CACAAAUCACUGUUAAAGAUCCACAAAAACACUUAAUUAAGUGCCAUUAAGGCCAUUAAACUUGAAUUGUAUCCACUGAUCCUAUUCAAUUUUGAAACUUCUCUCACACUCAAAUGAGUCAUCGCCUCCAACUUCAAGGCAUCAUCGUCACCACCAUUCGCCCACGUCACUCUCCCUUUCCCAGCUUUUCCCCCAACACUUCCCCGAGGGUAUCGUUUUCUAGUUUUAGUUGCGGGAAAGGUUUGGAAAUGGAGGAAGUGAAGGCAGUUUCAGACUUGUUGGUGGGUGACCCGGUCAUGCUAGAGAAGAAAAUUGAUGCAAUUCGUUUGGCUGGCCCCCACAAGCUUCAGGUUUCUGCAUGCAUUUAUUCCUGCUACCAGGUGAUUGCUGAUUUUGAUGCCACGUUAACAAAGUUUUGGGUUAAUGGAACUCGUGGCCAAAGCAGUCAUGGCCUUUUGCAGCAGGGUAAUCCAGAAUAUGAUGCCAAAAGGGAGAAGUUAUACGAAUAUUAUCAUCCACUAGAAUUUUCACCGGCAAUUGGACUUGCAGAGAAAACAAAGCUCAUGGAAGAGUGGUGGGGUAAAACACACUCUCUUCUCAUUGAGGGAGGGCUUACCUAUGAAUCAAUAAGACAGUCAGUUGCUAAUGCCAACAUAGCUUUCAGGGAAGGUGUUAUUGAGCUUUUUGAGUUUUUGGAGGAAAGAGACAUUCCUGUGUUAAUAUUCUCCGCAGGGCUUGCUGAUAUCAUUGAAGAGGUUCUGAGGCAGAAACUUCACAGAUCCUUCAAAAAUGUGAGGAUUGUAUCCAACAGGAUGGUAUUUGAUGAUGAUGGCCACCUUGUAUCUUUUAAAGGAAAAUUGAUCCAUAGCUUAAAUAAAAAUGAGCAUGCUCUUGACAUGGCUGCUCCUGUUCAUGAGCAAUUGGGUGAUAUGGACGAUCCUACUAAUGAAAGUGCAUCAUUCAAGAAGAGAACCAAUGUUCUCCUUCUUGGUGAUCACAUUGGAGACUUGGGAAUGUCUGAUGGUUUGAAUUACGAAACUCGAAUUUCUGUGGGAUUCUUGAACCACAACAUUGAGAACUCACUUAGCUGCUAUCAAGAAGCUUUUGAUGUUGUUUUUGUGAAUGAUGCACCUAUGCGGGGAGUUAUCAAACUGGUCUCUCAUAUGUCUUCAAGUGGGAGCUAAUUAUUUUCAGCUAUUAUAUAUUCUUAGCAGUCUCAUUCUUUACAUCUCAGGAGUCAGGAUUCCUUUUGUCUACAGUUUUCACUAAACUGUACGCACGCAGUCUCAACCAUUAAAACGUUUUUGUUUUACCUAAUAAUAUAAACUAUAUAUAAAAAAUGCUAAACCAAUGGCAACAGUCAGAUGUGUAACUGCAUGACGUGCAGUUAAUUUUUGGACUGCAUAUGAUCCAUUUCCACUCCCAAAUAUGUUACAGUGAUGCUGUACUAUUUCCAAGGUACACAAACUUUAUGCAUUGGCUUUUCUG